AUGGUUGAAUUUGAAAUGUCUGACCUUGGUAUGAUGCAUUACUUCCUUGGCAUAGAAGUAGUACAAUCAGCUAAUGGGAUCUUUAUUUCUCAAAAGAAGUAUGUGCAAGAUAUUUUGGACAGGUUUCGGAUGAAGGAUUGCAAUCUUGUAAGCACUUCAACUGAGUUUGGUUUGAAGCUAAACAAAGAUCAUGAAGGGAAGAAGGUGGACAACACACUUUACAAGCAAAUUGUUGGCAGUUUGAUGUAUUUAACUGUAACAAGACCAGACAUAAUGUAUUCUGUGAGUUUGAUUAGUAGAUAUAUGGAGAAUCCAACAGAAAUGCAUUUGUUAGCUUCCAAGAGAAUCCUUCAUUAUUUGCAAGGAACUUGA
Messenger RNA from Malania oleifera, 372 nucleotides. RefSeq lists its product as uncharacterized. Lineage: Eukaryota; Viridiplantae; Streptophyta; Magnoliopsida; Santalales; Ximeniaceae. The record is from RefSeq and is a predicted model, not a curated record. Bases 1 to 372 code for a protein of 123 amino acids. The transcript has a single exon.